Molecule: messenger RNA, 1443 nt
Organism: Brachypodium distachyon (stiff brome)
Lineage: Eukaryota; Viridiplantae; Streptophyta; Magnoliopsida; Poales; Poaceae
Product: rhomboid-like protein 19
Exons: 8
Coding region: 184-1140 (318 amino acids)
Biological process (GO): retrograde vesicle-mediated transport, Golgi to endoplasmic reticulum
Cellular component (GO): membrane; Golgi apparatus
Source: RefSeq, a predicted model, not a curated record
AGUGAUUAGUGUUUGGUGGUCGGACGGAGACUGGGGAGGGGGGAAGGCCACUUCUCCUCCUGUCCUGCUUGCUUACCUGAGCUUGAGAGCCUUUGACCCCCAACAACCUCACCUCCCCGUGCGCUACUGAGAGUAAACAACCUCGGCAAGGAGGAGGAGGGAGAUCUGAGUACUCAGUUGCUGAUGAUGGAGAGCCAGCCCCUGCAGGACCCGACGGCCGAGGCCCACGGUGCCGCCGCCGCCGACCAAGCCGGAGCCGCCGCUCCCCCCGCCGUGGUUCCAGGGAAGGAGUUCACACGGACCUGCAAGGGCCUCGUCGUCGUGCUCAUCGGCGGUUAUGUGCUGCUCCAGCUCGUCCCUUCGUCCCUCAACUACCUCGCCAUCGUCCCCGCCAAGACAAUUCCGUUUGUAUGGACGGUCUUCACGGCUGGUUACAUUGAGCAAGUUCUUCCAGGGGCUAUCGGCAGUUCUCUUGGGCUUCUCUUCUGUGGGAAGGAUAUUGAACCAGUAUGGGGCCGUAAGGAGUUCCUGAAGUUCAUUAUUUUGGUCAACUCCAUCUGUGGCAUCCUUGCAUUCUGCAUUGCUGUUGCACUGUACUAUGUCACUGGAAAAGAGAGCUUCCUUGUGACGCCGCUAUCUGGCUUCCAUGGUGCCCUUGCUGGCUUUCUUGUAGGCCUGAAGCAACUCCUACCAAACCUUGAGCUCCCCAUGUGCUUUUUCUGGAAAAUAAAGGCUAAGUGGAUGCCAUUCUUUGUCAUGUGUUUCUCAACUAUCAUGGCCUUCAUUGUGCCGGAUUCCAUCAACUUCUUGCCAACUUUGUUGUCUGGGAUGUACGUCAGCUGGAUUUACUUGAGGUACUUCCAGAGGAACCCACUAACAGGACUCAAGGGUGAUCCAAGUGAUGACUUCUCCUUCCCCAGCUUGUUCCCAGAUGCCAUGCGUCCAGUUACAGACCCAGUUGCUAAUCUGUUCGACCGGAUGCUGUGCACAAGGUCCAAGCCAUCGGAAUUGGCCCUCCCAGUUUCCGAUCCUACAAAAGCAUCAAGAAGAAGGGAGCGUGGUGAGAGGGUUCUUGAGGAAAGGCUGGCUGCCGAACACACGUCUGACACAGAAGCCCCAGCUCACACCGCAGAAGAUUAAGAUCUUUUUGUCCUCCCCACACCAUCAUAGUAGCCACGGUCGCAUGUUGCCUCCAUGGUUUGUAACUCUCCAGGCUUGUAUUCUGGAGAGCGCAUUCAUUUACAGUCGACUGAUGAUAUGAUAUAUUUCACUCCCUUUUUUGCUUCUUUGUUUGUGAGUGUUGAUUGGUUAAAUUGUGCUCUAGUUCCUGAUUACAGUGGAGAAAGAAAAGAAGGGUGGCAUACCCAGUCCCAGAUGUAAUGUAGAAAGAAUGACUUGUCAUGAUCAGUUUUAACUUGUUAAGUUUUUUUUUUUCCAGUUGAA